CCCACACAUACCUCUUCUCCAUUCAAAUGGCAAGCCCAUCAAACCCUCCUCCUCCUCCUCCUCUUCCUCCUCCUUCUUCUUCUUCUUCUUCUGAUGCUUCUGCACGAUCACAAAUACAAGACUACGAGUACUUAUAUGCAUUAAAUGCAAAUGUUUCUAACUUCAUUUCAGUGAAACUUUCCAGUGAGCACAAUUACCGUCUAUGGGAGAAGCAGAUGUGUUGCCUCCUGAAGAGUUACAAUGUGCACGCCAUUGUAUAUGAACCAGGAGCUUUGAGCCCAGACCUCAAGAACCGAUUUGACAGCCUUGUAAAAGGAUGGAUUUUCGGUUCAAUUAGCAAAGAGCUACUUGACAUUGUUGUCGAUCUUGAUUCAGCCAAAGAUGUUUGGAACAAACUAAGUUACUUCUAUGAUCCCACUAUAAUAAGUCCUCAAAAAGCAGAAACAGAAACAGAGACUGAAGAUCAAGAUGAAGAUGAAGACGUGGUUCCGAUAAAAAGAACAACAGAAGAAACAGAAGACACAGCAGUGUCGACAUCUAUGAAAACGAAAAUCAAGGGCAAAGUAGUAAACUAUAAAAAGAAGAUAAUGGGUCAGAUUUUACCGAGGCAAUUAACAGAAAGAAAAGGUGAAGACCAAAAAACAGAAGACAAACGUGAAGAAGACCCAAAAAUAGAAGCCAAAAAGAUCCUACGCAACAAAAAUUUGCGUCAAGCUAUUACGGAAGGGAGUUGGGGUGAAGUGGAAUCCAUAAUAAAAGAAGACAAGAAUGUAAUCAAAGAGGCAAUCAACAGUGAUGGCAACUCGAUGCUUCAUAUAGCGGUUGGGAUCGGUCACAACUCUUUUGUCAAUGAGAUGUUAUCAUUCUUGAAAGGUGAAGAUUUACCUACCAUGAAAAAUGAUGAUGGAAGCACAGCCCUUCACAUCGCUGCAAUCGUUGGUAACACACGUGGGGCAGAUCUCUUAAUGAGAAAAGAAAAACGUUUGUUGGAAAUAUCAGACAAUAGAGGUGAAACACCUUUGGAUAAAGCAUAUGAAAAUAUGCAUCUUGAUACCAUUGAAUAUUUGUUGAAAGCCGCCAACGAUUAUGGAAAAACUAAGAAAAAGUCAUCUCGUUUAGGUGUAACAAAAGGCGUCGACCUUCUUGUUAACGCUGUUUCUGCAAAGGAAUAUGAUUUAGCAACGUAUUUAAUCAAUAAGUAUCCUAAAUUUGCUGUGGAGAACGAUCAUGUCCUGAUGGCAAUAGCUAAGACCUUUCCAAGUGAGCUAGACUAUUGGGAAACACUUAUAUAUCCAAGUCCGCAGGAUAAUUAUGAAAGGAUAGUCAAGAGAGCUAAGGAUUUGUUUUAUGUAUUAGUAGAAUUCUACGAUGUCCUAAUGGAAAUCAUCUGGGGUAUGCCUGACAACAUUAUUAUGAAUAUUUUGCAACUGGUAGCACUGAUCUUAAUAAUGGUUCCAUUAUUGGCGCUAUUUUGGAUCUUAAACUUUAUUCUCCUACUCGUGACGAUGGUUUAUUUUACAUUCUCUAUGUAUUAUUUUUCGUUGUGGAAGUUUUCAAAAAGACUAGUUGCACCCAUUAAGCAUAUCGAGAAGAAAAGGAAGGAAUGGGAAGAAGCAAAAGAAGUUCUAAAAUUGGUAUGUGCUAAAAUAGACAAGUUAGAGCUCCCUGAUACAGAUCAUCCUCGCUUAUACGCCAGACCAGUUCUUGAAGCAGCACGUCAAGAUGCUUAUGAGGUUGUUGAUGAGAUUUUAAUGAGAUCCCCUGGAGCAAUUCGAUACAAAGAUAAAAGUGGGUAUGACAUCAUCCAGUUAGCGGUAAUACAUCGUUCAGAAAAAAUCUACAACCUUAUCGAUAUCCUUGGGGAGCGAAAGAGUGUUUAUAGAAUGAUGGAAGAUUCUUCUAAGAACAAUAUGUUGCACUUGGUUGGAAGAUUAGCUCCUUCCCAUAAACUAAAACUUAGAACUGGUGCAGCAUUACAACUACAAAGAGAGCUUCAAUGGCGUGAGGAAGUGGCGCAACUCGUUUUUCCAGCAUACAUUACCAAAGAAAACAUUUUUAUGGAGACACCUGAUAUGGUAUUCACUAAGGAACAUGAAAAUCUGGUGAAGGAAGGAGAGAAGUGGAUGAAAACCGUAGCAGAAUCAUGCAGCAUCACUGCAGCACUGAUUACCACAAUCGUAUUUGCAGCAGCAAUCACAGUACCAGGUGGAAGCAAGCAAGACACAGGCAUCCCUGUGUUUACAAAAGAUAUUACUUUCACGAUCUUUGCUGUAUCAGAUGCAAUCUCACUAUUUGCAUCCACUACAGCAUUACUAAUGUUCCAGUCCAUCCUCACAGGACGUUUUUCUGAGCAAGAUUUUUUGGUGAGUUUACCAAGACGAUUGAUUAUUGGUCUUUGCACGUUAAUGAUAUCAACAACUGCCAUGAUUGUGGCCUUCAGCACGACCUUGUUCAUUGUCUUUUGUCAUAAAAAGCUAUGGAUGCUUGCUCCGAUAGGUGUAUUAGCUUUCCUCCCGAUUUCAUCUUUUGCUACUCUUCAAAUCCCCCUGAUUGUAGAUCUCUUGCGGUCUACAUACGGGCACAUCUUCGAAAAGCAAACCAACAAAAACAGCCAUAGAUUUAAUCCUGAUGACAUCCGCCUGUUUUUUGGCAGGUGA
This is a messenger RNA of Lactuca saligna, 2657 nucleotides long. The record is from the annotation of a GenBank genome assembly. Lineage: Eukaryota; Viridiplantae; Streptophyta; Magnoliopsida; Asterales; Asteraceae.